This is a messenger RNA of Galeopterus variegatus (Sunda flying lemur), 6816 nucleotides long. It is a transcript of the gene SVIL, whose product is annotated as supervillin. Gene Ontology annotation, molecular function: phosphatidylinositol-4,5-bisphosphate binding; actin filament binding. Gene Ontology annotation, biological process: cytoskeleton organization; barbed-end actin filament capping; actin filament severing. The transcript has 32 exons. Gene Ontology annotation, cellular component: actin cytoskeleton; cytoplasm. NCBI's taxonomy places the organism in Eukaryota, Metazoa, Chordata, Mammalia, Dermoptera, Cynocephalidae. Bases 118 to 6342 code for a protein of 2074 amino acids. The record is from RefSeq and is a predicted model, not a curated record.
CGGUCAAAUGAAGAGGAAGAAACUUCUGAUUCUUCCGUAGAAAAGCAGACUCGAUCUAAAUACUGCCCAGAAACCUCAGGUGUCCCUGCUGGUGACUUAUCCCAUGGCUCAGGUGCCAUGGACACCCACAGCCUGGAGUCCAAAGCUGAAAGAAUCGCCAGGUACAAAGCAGAAAGGAGACGGCAACUGGCAGAAAAAUACGGGCUCACUCUGGAUCCUGAAGCCGAUUCUGAGUAUUUAUCUCGAUACACCAAGUCCAGGAAGGAUCCCGAUGCUGUUGAGAAACGGGGAGGCAAAAGUGAUAGAGAGGAAGAGUCGAGCCAAGAUUCGACGUCUCCGUACUCCAGGACGGAGACGAUGGGGCUUAGGACCUGUACGGAUGAAUCCAAGGACCAUGCCCUCCAUGGGAGUGAAAGCAUAUCCGACAAGGAGAUGCUGCUAAACGUGGAAAACCAAAGACGCGGUCAAGAGCUGAGUGCCACCGGGCAGGCCCAUGACCUGCCCCUGACGGCUGAGAGCUCCUCGACCUUCUCCUUCUCUGGACGAGACUCCUCCUUUACUGAUGUGCCAAGGUCCCCCAAGCAGAGGCACAGCUCCUCCCUGCAGCAGCCAGCCUCCCCGAGCCACUCCAUUGGUGACACGCCACUGCCCUCUGAGACUCGAUCCAGUACAGGGAAACUCAAACAUGAGUGGUUUCUCCAGAAAGAUUCCGAAGGGGACACACCUUCGCUUAUCAACUGGCCUUCCAGAGUUAAAGUUAGAGAAAAAUUGGUGAAAGAGGAGAGUGCUCGCAGCAGCCCUGAACUCGCCUCCGAGUCCUUAACUCAGAGGAGACAUCAGCCAGUGUCCGUCCAUUACCUGUCCUUUCAGUCAGAAAACUCGGCCUUUGAUAGGGUCACGGGGAAAGCAGCCAGCUCUGCACGACAGCCGAUCCGUGGCUAUGUCCAGCCAGCAGAUCCCGGUCACACUGCCAAGCUGGUGGCCACAGAAACCCCAGAAAAUGUGUCUGAGUACAGCUGGGUGGGAGAAGCCACCCAGAAUGUCAUACAGCCUCCCACCUUGAAGGUUCAAGAAGGUGAGAGAAGGGACACCCCAGUUCUGCAUAUUUGUGAAUCAGAAGCAGGAGAUGUGCUCUUCACUGAUGCUCUCGAGAAAAGUGAGAAAACGGUUUUGACUUUGGAGGAUGAUGGGUUCUCCAGAAGCCACGAAGACCCCUCUGGAAGUGAGGACUUGGGUAAGCCUGCUGUGAGCACAAUCACCUUAGAACAUCAGAAGGAACCAGAAAGUACGUCACACCCACCUCAAGCUCAGCACCAGCCCACUGAGAGAAUGGGCAGGAGCAAAACGGUUUUGUAUGUUCAGAGGGAGCCCGUUUCCCAAGAUGCCCAAUUGACCAGUCACAAAAAAGAAGCAUCUGCGAAGAAACACAAGGUUCUCACCCGCUCGUUGUCUGAUUACACGGGUCCCCCUCAGCUUCAGGCCUUGAAAUACAGGGAGCCAAUUUCCAAGCGAGAGCUGGAGCAGCAGAGUUCCAAGGCUGAAGGGCCCUCUGCAGAAAUUGGCAUGCUGGACACAAAGGUCUCUGUCGCCCAACUCCGAAAUGCAUUUCUGGAGUCUGCCAGGGCCAGCACGAAACCUGAACUCCAAUCACGGGUUCAGAGGUCAACCGAAGGAGUUGGCUUGCCUACCAGUGUGGAACGGGAGAGAGGGUCCCGGAAACCAAGACGAUAUUUUACUCCUGGUGAAAGUAGAAAAACUUCUGAGAGAUUUAGAACUCAACCUAUAACCUCAGCAGAACGAAAGGAAUCGGAUAGGUGUACUUCAAAUUCAGAAAUGCCAUCUGUUGAGGAUGAAGAAAAUGUAGAUGAACGAGCCAAGCUGAGUGUUGCUGCCAAGAGGCUGCUGUUCAGGGAAAUGGAGAAAUCAUUUGAUGAACAAAAUGUUCCAAAGCGACGCUCAAGAAACACAGCCGUGGAGCAGAGGCUACGCCGACUGCAGGACAGAUCCCACACGCAGCCCAUCACCACCGAGGAAGUAGUCAUUGCUGCCACAUUACAGGCAUCUGCUCACCAAAAGGCUUCAGCCAAAGACCAGACAAAUGAGGGCAAAGAUUCUGCUGAACCAGGAGAACCUGAUUCCUCCACUUUGAGCUUAGCAGAGAAGUUGGCCUUGUUUAACAAAUUGUCCCAGCCAGUCUCAAAAGCUAUUUCUACCCGAAACAGAAUAGACAUAAGACAAAGGAGAAUGAAUGCUCGCUAUCAGACUCAGCCAGUCACACUUGGAGAGGUGGAACAGGUGCAAAGUGGGAAAAUCAUUCCUUUCUCACCUGCGGUUAACACAUGUGUAUCCACCGUGGCAUCAACAGUGGCUCCAAUGUAUGCAGGGGAUCUUCGGACAAAGCCAUCUCUUGAUGACAAUACAAGUGCCACUGACUAUAAGUUUAUUUCUUCAAUAGAAAAUUCAGACUCUCCAGUUAGAAGCAUUCUGAAAUCACAAGCCUGGCAGCCUUUGGUAGAGGGUGGUGGGAGCAAAGGAAUGUUGAGAGAAUUUGGAGAGACAGAAAGCAAGAGAGCUUUGACAGGUGGAGACAGGGGUGUUAAGAAGUAUGGGUCCUUUGAGGAAGCAGAACUGUCCUACCCGAUCCUGAACAGGGUCAGGGAAGGAGACAGCCAUAAGGAAACUGAAUAUGCUGUGCCAAGGAAAGGAAGCCUGGAACUAGCUAAUCCUCCCAUGGCCCAUCUUGGUGAUGAACCGAAGGAAUUUUCCACUGCUAAAAGCAGUGUGCAAGGGAGCCCGGAUCUGAAGGACAGGCAGCCCUUUGAAGAGAAGGUGGACGUGGGAAGGAAGUUUUCACUAAGAGCAGAGUUUGGGGAGCCCACCUCUGAGCAGACAGAGACAGAUGCUGGAAAACCUGUUGCUCAGACCACAACCCCAGUGUCCUGGAAGCAACAAGACUCUUCAGAACAACUGCAGGAGAGGCACUAUAAGACUCCCUGUGCAAUGUUUGCUGCUGGAGAGAUCAAGACGCCAGUGGGGGAGGGCACCCUUGACUCAACCGGCAAAACCAUGUCAAUUAAAGAAAGGCUGGCACUGUUGAAAAAGAGUGGCGAGGAAGACUGGAAAAACAGACUGAACAGGAAGCAGGAGUACGGCAAAGCACCUGCCACCAACAGCCUGUACAUUCAAGAGGUGGAACAGUCCCUCAAGAAGAAGCGGGUCACAGAAAGUCGAGAGAGCCAAAUGACCAUUGAGGAGAGGAAACAGCUCAUUACUGUGAGAGAAGACGCCUGGAAGACCAAAGGCAGAGGAGCAGCCAAUGACUCCACCCAGUUUACUGUGGCUGGCAGGAUGGUGAAGAAAGGUUUGGCAUCACCCACUGCCAUAACUCCAGUAGCAUCCCCCAUUUGCAGUAAAACAAGGGGCACUACACCAGUUUCCAAACCCCAAGAAGAUAUUGAAGCCAGACCAGAUAUGCAGUUAGAAUCGGACCUGAAGUUGGACAGACUGGAAACCUUUCUCAGAAGGCUGAAUAACAAAGCUGGUGGGAUGCAGGAAACAGUACUCACUGUGACUGGUAAAUCUGUAAAAGAGGUGAUGAAAUUGGAUGAUGAUGAAACUUUUGCCAAGUUUUACCGCAGCGUGGAUUGUAAUACACCAAGAAGUCCUGUGGAGCUGGAUGAGGACUUCGAUGUUAUUUUCGAUCCUUAUGCACCCAAAUUGACGUCUUCCGUGGCUGAGCAUAAGCGUGCAGUUAGGCCCAAGCGCCGGGUGCAGGCUUCCAAAAACCCCCUGAAAAUGCUGGCAGCCAGGGAAGACCUCCUUCAGGAGUACACUGAGCAGAGAUUAAACGUCGCCUUCAUGGAGUCAAAGCGGAUGAAAGUAGAAAAGAUGUCCUCCAACUCCAACUUCUCAGAAGUCACUCUGGCAGGUUUAGCCAGUAAAGAAAACUUCAGCAACGUGAGCCUGCGGAGUGUCAACCUGACAGAACAGAAUUCCAACAACAGUGCUGUGCCCUACAAGAAGCUGAUGUUGUUGCAGAUCAAAGGAAGAAGACACGUGCAGACCAGGCUGGUGGAACCUCGAGCUUCGUCACUCAACAGCGGGGACUGCUUCCUCCUGCUCUCACCCCAUUACUGCUUCCUGUGGGUAGGAGAGUUCGCGAAUGUCAUAGAAAAGGCCAAGGCCUCAGAACUUGCAACUUUAAUUCAGACAAAGAGGGAACUUGGGUGUAGAGCUACUUACAUCCAAACCAUUGAAGAAGGAAUUAAUACACACACUCAUGCAGCCAAGGACUUCUGGAAACUCCUGGGUGGUCAAACCAGUUACCAAUCUGCUGGAGACCCAAAAGAAGAUGAACUGUAUGAGACAGCCAUAAUAGAAACAAACUGCAUUUACCGUUUGAUGGAUGACAAACUGGUUCCUGAUGACGACUACUGGGGGAAAAUUCCAAAGUGCUCCCUCCUGCAACCAAAAGAGGUACUGGUGUUUGAUUUUGGUAGUGAAGUUUACGUGUGGCACGGGAAAGAAGUCACAUUAGCACAACGAAAGAUAGCAUUUCAGCUGGCAAAGCACUUGUGGAAUGGAACCUUUGACUAUGAGAACUGUGACAUCAACCCACUGGACCCUGGAGAGUGCAAUCCACUUAUUCCCAGAAAAGGACAGGGGCGGCCUGAUUGGGCAAUAUUUGGGAGACUUACUGAACACAAUGAGACUAUUUUGUUCAAAGAGAAAUUUCUUGAUUGGACCGAACUGAAGAGACCUAAUGAGAAGAGCAUUGGGGAACUUGCCCAACAGAAGGAAGAUCCCAGGGCUGAGGUCAAGUCCUACGAUGUGACGCGGAUGGUGGCUGUGCCCCAGAUGACCCCCGGCACUGUUCUGGACGGCGUGAACGUUGGCCGUGGCUAUGGCCUGGUGGAAGGGGACGACAGGAGGCAGUUUGAGAUUGCCACCGUCUCUGUGGACGUCUGGCACAUUCUAGAAUUCGACUACAGCAGGCUCCCCAAACAGAGCAUCGGGCAGUUCCACGAGGGGGAUGCGUAUGUGGUCAAGUGGAAGUACAUGGUGAGCACUGCAGUGGGAAGUCGGCAGAAGGGAGAACAUCCCGCCAGGGUGUCCGGCAAAGAGAAGUGUGUCUACUUCUUCUGGCAGGGCCGGCACUCGACUGUGAGCGAGAAGGGAACGUCAGCGCUGAUGACGGUGGAGCUGGACGAAGAGAGGGGGGCCCAGGUCCAGGUUCUCCAGGGCAAGGAGCCCCCGUGUUUUCUGCAGUGUUUCCAGGGAGGGAUGGUGGUGCACUCGGGAAGACGGGAAGAGGAAGAAGAAAAUUCGCAAAGUGAGUGGAGGCUGUACUGUGUGCGGGGAGAAGUGCCCAUGGAAGGGAACUUGCUGGAAGUGGCCUGUCACUGUAGCAGCCUGAGGUCCAGGACUUCCAUGGUCGUUCUCAACGUAAAUAAGGCCCUCAUCUACCUGUGGCACGGAUGCAAAGCGCAAUCCCACACGAAGGAGGUCGGGAGGACAGCCGCAAAUAAAAUCAAGGAACAAUGCCCCCUGGAAGCAGGACUGCAUAGUAGCAGCAAAGUGACAAUACAUGAGUGUGAUGAAGGCUCCGAGCCACUGGGAUUCUGGGACGCUUUAGGAAGGAGAGACAGGAAAGCCUACGACUGCAUGCUUCAAGAUCCUGGAAGUUUUAACUUCGCACCCCGCCUGUUUAUCCUCAGCAGCUCCUCUGGGGAUUUCUCAGCCACGGAGUUCGUGUACCCUGCCCGAGCCCCGGCUGUGGUCAGUUCUAUGCCCUUCCUGCAGGAGGACCUGUACAGUGCACCGCAGCCAGCGCUGUUCCUGGUUGACAAUCACCACGAGGUGUACCUCUGGCAGGGCUGGUGGCCCAUCGAGAACAAGAUCACUGGGUCUGCCCGCAUUCGCUGGGCCUCUGACCGCAAGAGCGCCAUGGAGACAGUUCUCCAGUACUGCAGAGGAAAAAAUCUCAAGAAGCCGCCACCCAAGUCUUACCUUAUCCAUGCUGGCCUGGAACCCCUGACAUUCACCAAUAUGUUUCCCAGCUGGGAGCACAGAGAGGACAUUGCCGAAAUCACAGAGAUGGAUACGGAAGUUUCGAAUCAGAUCACCCUGGUGGAAGAUGUCUUAGCCAAGCUCUGUAAAACCAUUUACCCCCUGGCUGAUCUCCUAGCCAGGCCACUCCCAGAAGGAGUUGAUCCUCUGAAACUUGAGAUUUAUCUCACCGAUGAAGACUUUGAGUUCGCGCUGGACAUGACAAGAGACGAAUACAACGCGCUGCCCUCCUGGAAGCAGGUGAACCUGAAAAAAGCCAAAGGCCUGUUCUGAAGAAGAUGCUGGAGGAAGUUCAGUGGUCACUUUCCAUACCAGUGGACCAGGAAAAUGGAUAUUUUUUUGGACUGGUAUUUCAUUUUAAAAAGUAUUUUUAAAUCAGAGUUUUCAAAACCUGAUGUUACUAACUGUACUGUUUGUCCCAGAGUUGUGUAUUUUGUAAAUGUUUAAGAGAACUCUUUGGAAACUUUCUUUCCACAGUUCAGCAGGUGAUGUGAGCACAAGUAUCUGUCAUGUGCACUUAAGCAGUGACCCUCAGCAGCUGCUACACCACUGCCCUCUUGUUCCAGCUAGGCGUUACCAUGUUUUUGGAAGCAGUUCUCUUUAUAAAGUGUUAUUUUGAUAGUUUGUGGAUUCUAAAAUAUAUAUAUAUUUAUACAAACACCAUAUAAGUCAAAUAUGUAUUUAACAAAGCAAUAUGUAUUCAUUCACUUUGAAGGUUUUUUUGUUGGUUUUUUUUUUUUUUUUUUU